Messenger RNA from Neoarius graeffei (lesser salmon catfish), 5117 nucleotides. It is a transcript of the gene pbxip1b, whose product is annotated as pre-B-cell leukemia homeobox interacting protein 1b. The coding region runs from base 134 to 2632 and encodes 832 amino acids. NCBI's taxonomy places the organism in Eukaryota, Metazoa, Chordata, Actinopteri, Siluriformes, Ariidae. The transcript is spliced from 10 exons. The record is from RefSeq and is a predicted model, not a curated record.
GCUGCGAUUGGGCGAGAGCAGAGAAGGCCAGAAGAGAGCUGGAAACAGCUUAAACCUCACCAUACACUGGCAGAGAGGAGAACUUGUGAGGUUUAAAAGGACUUCAGUUGCUGAACAAAGCCAUCGGUGAGUGAUGGCUGACAACAGCGGCACCAAUGGCAACAGUUGGACCAUUCUUGCUCCAGAGGUAAAGGAGUCUGGAGUAGAGAGCAUGGGUCCACUUUCUGAAGGUCAGGGAGAACUGCAUGGAGAACCAACUCUCAAUCAAUCAUCAGCACUCCCAGACACUCCCUCAGAGCAAACUCACCCUCCUGACCCUCCACAGGUGACUCCACUAGAGAGCAGUGACGAUGCAGCUGUGUUACACAGUACCAUUGUGAAGGAGGACACGACAUCCAGGAUCCCUACUCAUGUUGAAAAUCUGACCUCUUUGACUCCUGACCCUAGAGAGCAAGAGGCCUCUGAUGAUGCCUCUGCAAACCAACCCCUUAUUGAUACAGAAUCAUUCUCUGACUCUUACACACACAUCAGUCCAUCGCUUGUGUCUGCUUCACUUCCUGGAGCCUCAGACGAAGAAGAAGAAGGGCUUUUAGAAGGGGAAGAGAAGGGUGAGCUGAGGAAGACUCCGAGAGAAGAUUAUAAGCCAGAAGAGAAGGUGAAUGAGGGUGAUGGACUAAGAAGGAGGAAUGUCUCUGUCCUGACACCUUUGUACCAUCGGGAUGAGGAGGAAGAGGAGGAAGAGGGUGAGGAACAGCAGUUCAGACAUCCACAGAGAGGAGGAGAAGGAGACAUCGGGUUCACCUUGAACAAGUGCAUUUUUGGAGCACUCCUCCUUCUAGGCCUGGGUACCAUAUUCUUCUCUGGUGUUCUCAUGGACCUGGAUGAUGAGGGAGAUGCUGAUGCCAAGGACCUGAAAUACUCAGAAGUAAAAAAGGAGUGGUUGAAUCCUGAUGCGCAAGGAGACACAUCUGGAGGUGUCCAGCCACCAGAAAUACUGGACAAACUGGCCAAGGAGAACCAGCAAAUUGCAAGCUUACAGGCACAGAUUCAGGAACAGGAAGCAGAAUUAAAGGCUGCACAACUGCAAGUGGAAGAAGGCACCAAGGAGAGGCUGAGGAGGGAGGAGCUGGAAGCAGAAAACCAGAAGAUAAGAGGAGAGUUGGAUAAACUGCCUGCCCUUCAGAAGGAGUAUGAGCAAGAGAGCGAAAGGGUAAAGAAAGAGAGUGAGAGAGUAAAUAAGGAGCUUGAAGCACUGCCAGCUAUGCAGAAAGAGCUGGAGCAUCUAAGAGAGAAAGUUACAGAGCUCAGUCAGAGUACAGUGAAUGUGCAAGCGAUGACUCCCUCUGCUGGACAUGAAGAGCUACCUGUUAGUCAGGAGAGGAAAGGGAGAAAGGAUAAAAAAGCUUGGGAUAAAGAAAAGAAGGAGAAAGACCCUAGGACAGAAGAGAAGGAAUGGAAGAAGGAGAAAAAUAUAAAGGUAGAUGAGCAAGAUGGCAAGGGGAAAAGAACAAAGGAUCAUAAAGAGUGGGAGAAAGAAGACGGCAAGCAAGGGAAGGGCAAGGGAGAAGGGAAACGUGGGCAAAAAGACCAUAAACAAGGUGAUGCCCAAAGAUGGAAGCUUGAUGGUGAAAAAAGAGAGCUUAAGGAAAGGAGUGGGAAAAGAGAGUGGAAGGAAGAUAAAAAGUGGGAAAAGGAGAAACCUGGAGAAUUUGUUGACAAAAGGGGGGAGAAAAGAGAGAAAGGAAAAGAAGAUAAAGAAUGGAAGCAAAAAAGUGAGCAAAAAGACUGGAAGGAAGAGAAAGAAUGGAAAAAGGGUAAGCAAGCUAUUCGGCAUGACAAAGAAAGGAAAGAGAAAAGUGAAAAACAGAAGGAUUGGAAAGAGAGAAAGGAAUGGGGUGAUGAAAGAGAAAAAGGAGCAUCGGGUGAUGAAAAAUACAGUGAUAAAAGCCAAAAGGAGAAAACUAGGAAAGACAAGAAAGAUCAUCACAACAGAAACAGUGAAAGAAAAGAAAGGGAGGGGAAGCAUUGGAGUGGGAAAGAGAAAGACAAACCUAAAAGUGGAGAGAGAACAGAAGGACGGAAAGAUAAAAAUUACAAAGACAAGAACCAUAAAAAAGAGGAAAAGUUGAGCAGAAAAGGCAAACAUGAGGCAUCGCACCAUUCCUACAGUGACCAAAAACACAGCAGAGACCAUGUGCACGUCAACUACUGGGCUGAACAAAGGGCAAAGAUCCGUCACUAUUAUGGGUCAACAGAAGGGUGCGCUGAUGUGACAGCUUGUGCACACGCAGAGGGCCUCACUCCUGUUUCUCAACGAGAUUUUGAGGCAUUCUUCUCGGGCUAUUUAACAAAACUCCUAGGAGACGAGGACCAAACUUCCAGAAAAGAGGAACUGAGCAAGCUGAUUGGUGAGUUCUUCACUGACGGAAUUUUCAUCCAUGACCAGAUACCGUUCAGCGAGUUUGUGGAGGACGUGGAGGACAUUUUAGAAGACCUGGCAGAUGGAGAUGAUGAUGAUGAUGAUGAGAUGGAGGGAUUUGCAGCAGAGGCAAUGGAGAAAUUUGUGCUUCGAGAGAAAGAGGGGAAUGAAGAGAAAAGGGGGGGAAGUGGAAGGAAAAGGGUAAAGGGGUAAUGUUGGAGAGAGGAUCUUUAAUAAAAUGUGUCAUGUGUAGUUCUUUCUCUGAAGCGUAAAGUGAAUCAUUUGUAAUAUGAGGGUUCAACAUUUACAUGCACCUGGGUGGUUCAAAACAAGGAAAUCUAAGCACUGCUACUGUACAACUGUUUCCGGCUGUAAGUGUGAGGUCACAGAACCCAUAAUGUCAUGAUACCAGCUAUGUGGUUCGUAACUGAUGACAUUAGUUUUACAAGCAAAGAGGGCAACUGUGCUUGCUGCCGUGUGUGUGUGAGAGAGAGGGAAAAAAUGAGGCACUUCCUGUUAUUAACUGAGCGGUCAAAUAGUUUGAUGUGGGUUGUGGUGUAUGUGUGUGUGUGUGUGUGUGUUAAGAUUUUAGCAUGUUAUUGCCCUUAAGCAGUUGCAAACAAAAGGUUGCUUUACUGUUGCUUCAUAGAUUGUACACUAUAUGGCUAAAAGGUUCACACUUCAACAUAACACCCAUACGUGCUUGUUGAACAUCUCAUUCCAGAUUUAGUCCCCCUUUGGUGGUGUUAAAGUGCAUAUUCUGGACCAAUUUUGUGUGUGGUUUUUUUUUUUUUUUUAUAUGAAAGUAUGUCCCUUUACACACUCAUCCAGAAGGGUAAUUUUGCACAAGGCCAUCUGUCUACAGCAGAAAAAAAAAAAAAAUAACAAAACGCGUCUGAAAAAAUCCCAAGGGAGUCUGGAGCCAGAUUCGUGAUGUUAUCUGUGGAAGCGCCAGCAGGCUGCGUGAGCUUUUACACGGUUUAAGUGCACAGCCUGUGUAGACCAAGCACUCCCAUUUCUCUCUCAUUUGUCCGGUCUUUUGGAAAACGAUGAGUACUAAUCCCAUCAUGAUUGGUGUUGCUACACCCUCCUACGAGACAUCUGUUAACCAUUUUAAUAAUUACGUGAUAACGUUGAAGAAAUUUGCAGAAAACCACCAGGUCGUUUUCUCAUAAACAAACCAGUGCUGACGUAGGAUUCAGAGGGAGGCGUCCCGCAUGCGACGUCACGAAAAUCAAUGUUUGGCAUGCCAAGUUUUUUCAGAGGCAGACCAAUUCGCCUCAAAUGGCUUGAUUUCAACUGAAUCUUUCUGGUAUUGCACAAGGUAAAAAAAAAAAAAUUGCAGAGAAUGCAGAACGUUACAGAUAUUUGACCAAAGUUUAAUAUAAAAUAGGAGAAUUACAUUGAUCUUACUCCUGAAUUUACCCGUGAUAUGCACUUUAACCUCCACUCAUUCAGCCACAUUAGUAAGGUUGGCCACUGAUGUCUGUUGAGGAGGCCUGGGAUACAGUCAGUGUUCCACUCCAUCUCAAAGGUGUUCAGUGGAGUUGAUGUCAGGGCUCUGUGCAGGCCACUGUGCAGUUCUUUCAUACCAACCUUGGCAAACCAUGUCUUCAUGGCCCUCGCUUUGUGCACAGGGGUGUCGUCAUGCUGUAACACGUUUGGGCCCCUUAGUUCCAGUGAAGUGAAAUGAAAUUGUAAUGCGACAGCAUACAAAGAUCUUCUAUACAAUUGGGUGCUUCGAACUUUAUGGCAACAAUUUGGGGAAGAGUCACGUAGGGGUGUGAUGGUCCGGUGUCCACAUACUUUUGGCCAUAUAGUUUGUAUUUAUCCGUACACAGGGUUGGGGUGUAAGAGUAUUUGAAUGUAGAAUUUUAAGAAGUCAGAUUCUUUUUUUUAAUUUUAUUUUAUUUUAUUGGCUGCAUGUGGUUUUUGUCCUAGCAGUGCUAAGAUUUCUUCAGAAUGUACUAUAAUUCCUGUGACGGACCACGUUUCCAAUUUUGGUACCUGUGUUUUUUGCUUAUUUAUUAAUUUUGUUUCUGUAGGAGUUUUUAGCUUUUGUGUUGUUUUAAAGUUUGAGACUUGUUGAGAAAGUAAAUAAUUUGUAUUAUUAGACACAACCAGUUCAUAUGUUAUAGGGUAGACUUGCACUGUCUGUCAACAGACCAUUUUACUCAUUUUGUGUAUUGCACUUUUCACAUUAUGGCUUGUUUACAGAUUAAACAAAUUGUCACUGGUACAACGUUUAAAAUAUUUGUCCACAUGUAUGACCCAUCUUGCAUUCUGAAGCUAUACAAAAGUGUAUGAAGAUUUUAAUUUGAAAUGUCUUGCGUUGAAAAUUACUAAUAAGACGUGCACAAGUCUAUGUAAAACUGGCACAGAUCUGAAUGAGAAAUUGCAUUUUAGUGCAUAUAGUUAACCUGUUCAUAGUACUGUUUAGGUACUUGCAUUAUGCAAUAAGUUAAUAAGAACAAUGAGUACUAUGGAUAAUGCUAAAAUGCCUGUGCUUGGGAAUAGAAUCAGGGAAUAGAACAAAUCAUCAUUAUUGCAGUUAUCUCUUGAGGAAAUCAAACAAAACCGCUAUUUUAAAAUGGCGAUGUGCUGUUUUUCAGUUCCACUUACUCUGUGGUCUUACUGAAUGAUAACGUGUGCAAGUUUCAGUUCUCAUAUUUCACUAAUAAAGCUAAAUUUACCCAAA